This is a messenger RNA of Xiphophorus maculatus (southern platyfish), 1043 nucleotides long. It is a transcript of the gene triap1, whose product is annotated as TP53 regulated inhibitor of apoptosis 1. Lineage: Eukaryota; Metazoa; Chordata; Actinopteri; Cyprinodontiformes; Poeciliidae. The record is from RefSeq and is a predicted model, not a curated record. The transcript has a single exon. The coding region runs from base 167 to 391 and encodes 74 amino acids.
UUACGUCGCGACGUGCCCACGCUGGUUUACGUUUGUGUAAACGCAGCCAAUCCUGAGCCGUGUUAAGGGACAGUCGGUGUGGCUGUUUUAGGAUCCUGGAGGAAUAGCAAAUCCCGGCCCCGGAUUAAUCUCCUCUCUGCGGCGUUUCCUGUCCGGAUCCCCGGAGAUGAACAGCGUCGGGGAGGCCUGCACGGAGCUGAAGCGGGAGUACGACCAGUGCUUCAACCGCUGGUUCGCGGAGCACUUCCUGAAGGGGGACCGGAGCGGGGACCCGUGCACCGAGACCUUCCGGAAGUACCAGCGCUGCGUGCAGAAGGCCAUCAAGGAGAAGGACAUCCCGAUCGACGGGGUGGAGUUCAUGGGGCCCAACAAGGACAAACCUGAGAGCUGAUGGAGCGGAGGAACUGGUUCUGGUCCGGUUCUGAUCUGGAUCCGGGGCCAUGAGGCCCGCAGCCGGCAGCUGACUGGACCAGCGGGUCCCUGGAGCUUUGGGUUGUGCUUUAGGAGGCCUCUCACACACACACACACACACACACACACACACACACACACACACACACACACACACACACACACACACACACACACCUGGACUGGACUGGACUGAACUCUGACCUCAGCAGGUUGGACUGCAGUUGACUGAGUCCAGAUCCUUGAGGCUGAGCGGGACGGGGUCACGGUUCUGACCAGAUCUCUGUUUCCGGUUGAUUUUCUGCAUUAAAAUAUGAAAACUGAUAUUUUUGUGCUUUUGUUGUUGCAGCCUGCUCAUCAUUUCACUCACAGCUUCAACCCGAACCGCUGAUCGGUUCAGAGAUAAAUGCAUGUUGACGGUUCUGAUUGUUUGUAGGUGAAUCUGCUCAGAUAAAUGAGUUUUGACCUGAAGGUCUGACGCGCUGCGGUCUCCAUGUCGACACGUUUCCAUCCCAGCAGGGGAAACAAAUUCAUUUUUUAGCCAUAUUCAGAUAUUAUCUCAAUAUUUGUUUGAGGUGUUUUUGUUGUUGCAUAAUAUGUAGUUGAUGAAUAAAAUUCUUGAUCAAUCUUUA